Molecule: messenger RNA, 5734 nt
Organism: Salvelinus sp. IW2-2015
Lineage: Eukaryota; Metazoa; Chordata; Actinopteri; Salmoniformes; Salmonidae
Gene: tmtc2b
Product: transmembrane O-mannosyltransferase targeting cadherins 2b
Exons: 12
Coding region: 327-2864 (845 amino acids)
Biological process (GO): protein O-linked glycosylation via mannose
Cellular component (GO): endoplasmic reticulum membrane
Molecular function (GO): mannosyltransferase activity; protein binding
Source: RefSeq, a predicted model, not a curated record
UCACGACGUUUAUCCACCGGACCACUAUGAAUCACACGAGCAGCCUUGUAGGAAAGGCGUGCAAAUGCAGUCAGAGACACUGUAAAUGCUGGCCGUUUGCUCUAUUUCGUGUCGGAUCAUAGCUGUCCUCCUCUAGCUCAAAAUGGGUUAGAGGGAGGAUGCCUGCCUGGAUUAUCCACUUUCAACACUUUGCGAGGAUGUGGAAUUGGAAUAUCUGUUUUUGCAGAGGCAUCUUGACAAAGACGGAGAGAGAUAAUAGAGAUAGUAUUUGAAAUAUAUCUCCACUGUUCUUCUUCGUUUUCUUUCAUUGUUUAUUUUUUUGAGAAAUGAUUGCAGAAUUCGUGUGCAGCGCCGUGGCUUUGGUCCUCUAUGUCAACACUCUGGGCGCCGAUUUCUGCUACGAUGACAGCCGUGCGAUCAAAACCAAUCAGGAUCUGCUACCAGAGACUCCGUGGAUCAACAUCUUCUACGAUGACUUCUGGGGCACCCUGCUCACCCACAGCGGCAGCCACAAGUCCUACCGGCCCCUGUGUACCCUCUCCUUCCGCCUCAACCAUGCCCUGGGUGGCCUGGAGCCCUGGGGCUACCACCUGGUCAACGUGGGCCUCCAUGGGGCCGUCACGGCCCUCUUCACCUGGCUGGCCCGCUUGCUGCUAGGAGAGGGCCUGUGGAGCCUCCUGGCUGGGUUAUUGUUCGCCUCGCAUCCCAUCCACACGGAGGCGGUGGCGGGCGUGGUAGGCCGUGCCGACGUGGGCGCCGCCCUCUUCUUCCUGCUGUCUCUGCUGUGCUACGUGCGUCACUGCGCCCUGCGAGGGGGCACUGCGGGGCCCUGCAGGCUGGGGGCCUGGCUCCUGGGCAGCCUGGGUUGUGCUGCCUGCAGCAUGCUGUGGAAAGAGCAGGGGGUGACUGUAUUGGCCGUGUCGGCACUCUAUGACGUCUGCGUGUUCCACCGGCUCAAGUUGCGUCAGGUCAUCAUGCUCUUCUACAAGAGGAGGAACGUCCACCUGCUGUUGAGUGUGUUUCUGUUGGCUGCCUGGGGUGCUGUUCUGCUGGUCUGCCGCCUUUACUGGAUGGGUAACAAACCACCCAACUUCUCCAACUCAGACAACCCAGCGGGGGACUCCCCGUCCCUUCUCACCCGAGCACUCACCUUCCUCUACCUGCCCGCUGUCAACAUGUGGCUCCUCCUCUGCCCGGACACACUGAGCUUCGAUUGGUCCAUGGACGCCUUGCCUCUGAUCAGAAGCAUCGCCGAUUGGAGGAACCUUCAUACCGUGGCCUUCUAUGUGGUACUGCUCCUCCUGACUUGGUUUGGGCUUUGCACCCGCCGGGUCAAGGGCAAGGAGACCAACGGAAAAGCCCAUCAUGUAACCAACGGCAACGGGAGGUCCAACACCAAUGGACACAGCUAUCACCACCCUGACGUCCCCGACCACACAAACUCUGAAACAGAGCCUCACCCUGCCAGUGCACAAAACGGUACCAAAAAGCAUUACGUCACGAGGACUCGACUGCCCACCACUGAGAAUGUAGUGGUGUUCUCCUUGGGCCUACUGGCCAUCCCUUUCCUCCCUGCCACCAACCUGUUCUUCUAUGUGGGCUUUGUGAUAGCAGAGAGAGUACUGUACAUCCCCAGUAUGGGCUUCUGUCUGCUGCUGGCGGUGGGGCUGAGGUCCCUGUACGUGCGGCUGAGGCGGAGGUCCUCCAGGACUGUUUUGGUGUACUGUAGCGCUGCCAUGGUCCUGCUGUUUGGGGUUAAAACGGUGCUGAGGAACCAGGACUGGCAGAACGAGGAGAUGCUCUACAAGUCAGGAAUAUACGUGAAUCCUGCUAAAGCAUGGGGCAAUCUUGGAAACGUUCUAAAGAACCAGGGCAAGAUGGCGGAGGCGGAGCAGGCGUACAGGAACGCCCUCUACUACCGCAGGAACAUGGCAGACAUGCUGUAUAACCUCGGCUUGCUGCUACAAGAAAACAACAAGUUCUCUGAGGCGCUCCACUACUAUAAACUGGCCAUUGGGAGCAGGCCAACUCUGGCUUCAGCCUACUUGAACACAGGGAUCGUCCUGAUGAACCAGGGGAGAAUGGAUGAAGCCAAGAGGACCUUCCUGACCUGCGCCGAUAUCCCCGACGAGAACCUGAAAGACCCCCACGCCCACAAGAGCUCCGUUACCAGCUGCCUAUACAACCUGGGCAAGCUGCUCCAUGAGCAGGGGCAUCAGGAGGAGGCCCUCUCGGUGUAUAAAGAAGCAGUACAGAAAAUGCCAAGACAAUUUGCACCUCAGAGCCUCUAUAACAUGAUGGGAGAGGCCUACAUGAGACUGAACAAGCUGACCGAUGCCGAGCACUGGUACAAAGAGUCCCUGAGAGCCAAGCCAGACCACAUCCCAGCACACCUGACCUACGGCAAACUCCUCGCCCUCACGGGUCAGAAGACUGAAGCAGAGAGGUUCUUUCUGAAGGCCAUCCAACUAGACCCCACUAAAGGAAAUUGCUAUAUGCACUAUGGUCAGUUUUUGUUGGAGGAGUCUCGUCUGCUGGAAGCGGCUGAGAUGGCAGAGAAUGCGGCGCGUCUGGACAGCGGGGAGUUUGAUGUUGUCUUCAGUGCAGCCCACAUGCUCAGACAAGCCAGUCUCAACGACGCAGCCGAGAAGUAUUACGGACAGGCAGCCAGCAUAAGACCUAACUAUCCAGCAGCCCUGAUGAACCUGGGGGCCAUUCUCCAUCUCAACGGGAAGCUGCAGGAGGCAGAGGCCAACUACCUGCGAGCGUUGCAGCUGAAGCCAGACGACACCAUCACCCAGUCAAAUCUGCGUAAACUGUGGAAUAUCAUGGAGAAACAGGGCCUGAGGACAAUGGGGCCGUGAGUUAUCUCACCAGCCAGUCAGCCAUCUGUGCAGCAGGCCUGGGGAAGAAGUGGCCCGUUGCUCCCUUGGAGGAGAAACUGGGGUAGUGAGGAUGGAGGAGGACAGCAGAAAAAGGCACAGGACUGCAGAACGCUCCUUGUGACUCUUCACUACUCCUCAGGCCAGGAGUAGCUUCCCUGGUAGGCUGUCCAUUUGGAGGAGCACUACCUUUGAAUAAUGUCUUCCUGGAACUUUGUCCAAAAUGUGUGCUCUCCCAGGGUCUGUGAAUCUCUACCAGAGCACUUCAUUUGAAGUGGGCCAUAGGUUCAUACUUGAAGUCUUGUGAUUAAUUAGGAAUUUAAUUAGUUAUAGAUGCUUAUAAGAUCAUGUAGGACAACAUUUGUCCUGGGGCAGAGUCCCAAGGCGCUGCCCUCCGAAGCAGGAACACUGCAGUAGAAGUUACGUUUUUUUCUCACCGUCGAAUUAAGUUUUUGGUCUAAUGAAGUUGUGUUCAUUGGCUUCUGUGCACAUCAGUGAAACUCAUGGCAUGAUAUAGGAGAUAACAGCUUUAUCAAUGAAUUCUCAAAUUGAACACAACUAGUGGUGGCCAGAAUUGAUGAAUCAUUCAUUGUGAUUGUUUAUGAGAUUUCACUGAUUUCACAUGUUGUUGGACAUUGAGAACUACAGCUUCUGCAAAGAGAUGUAGCAGAUUGUUGAGCAUCGUUGAGUGAUAAAAAAGGAACCCACUGAUCGAUAUUGUCUUAUAAAUAACACUUCCACAAGAGUAAACCGAUACCGUAUAAAUGGAACAUGUGCCCUCAGGGUACAGUCAAGGAGCGCUCUGAGUAUUUCCCACCCUGAAACAUAUGAAUCCAUAGAAUAUAAUUUGCCAAAAGACACAGUGUUAGUUGUGAAAGAAAAUACCAAUAAGAUAGUUUGAAGGAAAGGAGAAAUGAAUUUGAACUGGAGUUUCUGUCAUUAUUCCCUAACUCUAUUAUGCCUUUUCUAUCUGAAGGCGCAAAACUAUUCCGUGUAAAUGUAGCAGUGAAUUUCAAAUUGCUUCGCUAGGCUUGUUGUUUCAUAGAGUGACAUAAUAUGGCUCCUGUGUAGGUCAGAGCCAUAUAUUAAGAUGAACAUAUGGCUCUGGUGUAGGCUACUCAUGUCUCCUUGGAUAAUUUACUUCGAGGAAGGUAGCUAAUGUGUUAUGAAAGGAAAUGGCAAAUGACCUUCCCAUGGUACUAACAUUAGCCCCCCAUCAGCUGACAUGCUAGUUGGAGAGUUGGACAGCAGCAGAGAACUGAAGGCUUCCCCUCCCUUCACAAUACAUACUGUACUGAUGUGUGCUGAUGACCGGUCUUUAGACAUGAUAAGAGGACAGUUGGAAGUCAUUGUUGAUGUCUGAAAUCUUAUAACCAAGUAGCCGUCAAACCGAUGCACUCCGUUACAUAACAAUGCACAGCCAUAGUUUGUCUGAUGGAAUCUUUUCAUGUAAUAUUGCUUUGAUUGAAAUUGUUCCUUUUCUUUUAUUUGUAUGUAUAUAUGGAUUUGAAUAUAUACAGUAAAAACCUACAUACAGUAUAAUAGACAAUAGUCUGACUUGCAAGGGAAGGUCAGUGCCCACCCAGCAAGUUCAGUAUCUGUAAGAUAUGAAUCAUUUUUCCUAGCGUCAAAACAUCAUGUUCUCUCACUCUUUUCAGUCUUAAAUGUCAAUAUUGUAUAUAUUCUGUGUAGUUUACAUCUACUUGGUUGUUGUCAUAAAAAAUAAUUUACCACCGUUUAUUAACUGUGUCUCCAACUUGGAAGAAACUUUAUUUUGGAGAAACAGAUAAUCCCGCUAUGACAUUUCUGUUUAUUGUAAAGAAGCCCACAGCCACCGAGCGGUUGAAUAUUUGUAAGUUAUUUCUUUGUGUUAUCUUGGCAUAUAAACCAGCUGGCACUGUGUUACAUUUUCAAGUGUAUGUUGAAGAUAAGUAUUGAUCCAUUUCACUUUAUGAAAUGUGAUAUACCUGUACACAUUUGUCUAAAAGACUUUUCCUUGCGAUUCUGACUGAAAAAAUACAACUAUUUGAUUCCAAUUUUUGAACAGAAGUUUCUUAAUUUCGCUAAAAUAUUGCAUUUGACACAAAGAAAACAAAGUUCAUGAUAAUUGAAAUGACUAGCAAAAAGCCAAAAGUAUUUAAACAUUGCAUUUUCUUGUGCUGUCCACUUCCCUACACAGUGACCCCAUCCUCAGAGGUCAUAUCCAGUGCUUUAUGGAGUUAGUAGUAUGAUAGUUGCCUUGUUCUUUCUUGAACAUUAAACAUGUAUGAGCCCUGUUCCACUCUGUACGUAACCUCUGUUCUCAUGUCUGUCUGUCAGUCUUUUGAAAGCACAGCACGGCAGUCUGUCUGUCCGGCUGGAGCUCGAUAGCUCUACUGGUUCUUACUGUCGUAACGGUUGUGUAUGUCUCGACUGCGUCAACACUGUGGUGUAUUUAGCUAUGAUCACCAUCUCUAUCUGUCUGAUAUAAUGAAGUGUUGAGCUAGGUUAUCACCAUGAAGUAUUCUACCCUCACACCUUCUCCCCAACACCACCAUCCCCCAUCACAAGUUGUGCUAAUUUGUCUUGUGUAUAAAGUGUUGAUGAACAAGCGAGAGUGUGUGUCUGAAGAUGGAAAUAAGUGUUUCACUCUGUGUCUCUGCUCAGGGAUUUCAAGCGGUGAGUUGUAUUGCAGACUCAUGCUCACAGAGCACUCAGAGUUUCUAAAGUUAUAUUUUUGGAAAGUUGUAUUUGUAUAAAUGAUCAAGAUUUGUAGCCUUUGCUUUUUGUAAUAUAAAAAAAAAACAUGUGCCAGAAUAAACUUUCCCAAUGUUUCUUUUUUCCCACAAUAAAAUAAUGGUGUUCUGCUUUCA